Priceomyces carsonii is the source of this 1212-nucleotide messenger RNA. RefSeq lists its product as uncharacterized. NCBI's taxonomy places the organism in Eukaryota, Fungi, Ascomycota, Pichiomycetes, Serinales, Debaryomycetaceae. Gene Ontology annotation, molecular function: lipase activity. The record is from RefSeq and is a predicted model, not a curated record. Bases 1 to 1212 code for a protein of 403 amino acids. The transcript has a single exon.
AUGAUUUCUGCCUUGUUUGUGUGGAAGAUUCUCAUCAUUCCUGUAGUGGUGGUGCGAACCAUCCUUCAGUUUUAUACAAAAGGUACAAUCUUUUCUAGAACAAAUGUUGAGUUUGCAGAUUCUCUUUGGAAAAAUAUCGUAAUAUCAGUUGAGCAGCAAUUCGUGUCCUCUUAUACUAAGGGCGAUCUUACUUUCUUUGUUAACAAAAAGUUUCCUGAGAUACUUGACUAUUACAAAGCAGGUCAUAUUGCUCUUGGACAUAAUCUUAGGAAAUAUGGGGAAAGGUUCACAUCAGAGAGUUAUUGGUUCGUUAGAUCUGAGUAUGAAGAUAACGAAAGCGCUAAGGAGCAUGUAUUAAUGUAUUUUCAUGGAGGGGGCUACGCGGUUAGCAUGUUUGACUCUCACUUACUUGGGAUUUUGGCGCUAUAUGAGAGUCUUCCUAAAGAAAUCCAACAAAAGUUAUCAAUUUUGAUUGUCGACUACUCACUUACUGUUGAUGGUUAUAGGUAUCCUACUCAGAUAAUUGAAGCAUUAGAUGCUUACUGUGCUUUAAUUGAGGAUGGAGUUAAAAAUGUGAGCUUCAUAGGAGAUUCUGCUGGCGCAAAUUUGGCCCUCGCUUUAAGUAGGGUCUUAGCAUAUCCAGAUGAGGCGCUUUCUCACUUGAGCAAAUUUUCAUUACUUGACUUAAAGUUUUCCCAUUUGCCCCAACCAAAGCUCAAUAUCUUGAUAUCACCUUGGGUGGAACCCACUUUCCAACCGAAACUUCCUUCAAAAUAUGACGCAAUAGAUGUUAAGGGUGAUUUAUGCUCAACUAAAACUACAUUAGGUGACUGGUAUGUAGAAAAAAUCUAUAUAGAUGAUGCUCAUGAAUGGAUAAAUUUCACUCAAACAUCUUUUCAUGAACAUUGGAACAAGGUUGAUUCUAUAAGAGAGAAAAAUAAGACAUUGGUGCUUUGUGGAGAACGCGAAAUACUUAGAGAAGGAAUCGAAGAUUGGUUAGAUCUUGUCGAUGGAAAUAGAGAGAACAUCUGUUUCGUUUUAGAGAAAGGCGGAAUCCAUGAUUGUUUAUUCUGUGUUGAAAGUUUGGAUUUUUUAAGUAAAGAUGGUAUGAAAAGAGCUCUUGCAGGGAAAACGGAGACCAAGUUCUGUUUCAACGAGGUUCGUGAAUUUUUAAUAAGUGGAUUAAGUGACAGAUCGAUAUCUGAAGUUUAG